AUGGCGCCAAAGAAAUCAAAGACCAAGGAUAGUGGGAAGGAGAUUAAGGGGUCUAGUAAUGGGAAUAGUAGUAAGAAGGCGAUGAAUAGCAGUUCCAGUUCGAUUGUAUCUAGACCGAGCUCGAGCUCGAAAAAAGCAACGCCUAUAUUUUCUGAACAAGUAUUAUCAGCCACCAAUGUUGAUUCGCUAGUCGACUUGAUAAACGAGAAUGUUCACACGAAUGCUGAUGUAAUUCAUAGCAAAUAUAGAGAUACAGUUGAGGAGCAAAUGGCGGAGGAUCACAAGUUGAUUCAGCAACUACGAGAGGAGAAUGCCAAGUUGAAUGAACAAUUGUCAGAAUCUAGCAUGGCAGAGUAUACGUCGCCCAUACGGAAGAAGAAGAUAAAACAGGAUGAUUUUGAGAAAGAGCGAGAGCAUAUUUGUUUCACUUUGGACUUGUUAGAGCUUCUAACAGGGAUCAAGGUUACCAAUUUUGAAGAGUCACCGACACAGUAUACAUUUGACAUUAAGCAGACCUCGUCCAAUAAGGAAGUCUUCAUUGAGUAUCUGCUCAUUCUAUCUAAAGUAGACUCAUCUCAAAUCAAUUACGUACCGACGUUCAUAGAGGACGACGGUUAUGGACGAGACACAGAGUACAAAAACAAUAGAAAACACUUGAUCAAGAUUCUACCGGACUAUCUUUGUGAGUAUUUAUCAUUUCCUUUCAAUACAUUGGCUCAAUUCUAUAGUAAAGUAAAUAAGGCUAUCAAUAAGAAGUAA
This is a messenger RNA of Lodderomyces oxycetoniae, 759 nucleotides long. RefSeq lists its product as uncharacterized. Gene Ontology annotation, cellular component: nucleolus; monopolin complex; mitotic spindle. The transcript has a single exon. Gene Ontology annotation, molecular function: microtubule site clamp; protein binding. Bases 1 to 759 code for a protein of 252 amino acids. Lineage: Eukaryota; Fungi; Ascomycota; Pichiomycetes; Serinales; Debaryomycetaceae. The record is from RefSeq and is a predicted model, not a curated record. Gene Ontology annotation, biological process: meiotic sister chromatid segregation; attachment of mitotic spindle microtubules to kinetochore.